AUGGAGUCUCUCCAAGACCGUGGGUUCCAGAUCAUGGACCAUUCCGACAUGAAUAACCACGAUUCGGAUGGCUCCGGGUCGUCCGAUGAGCUGAUGCAGCAGCCCUAUGCCCGCGCAAGCUCCACCUUCACCGAAUCCUUCGACAGUUCAGUGCAUACCCCAGCUUCCACAAUCGCCUCGUCGCCUCCGCCCUCCCAUGUCGCGACCUGGAGCUCAACCACUUCACGUCCCCGUGGCGCCAGUGUUGGCACACCUGUGGUCAUGGACAAGUUACCCUCCGCCGACGGUGCGACUCCUGAGAUUCGCCCCCAACGCCCCUCUGGCCCCGCCAGGACACCUUCGAACACCUACGCGCCCCAGCGACGCCCACCCCAAUACAUCAGCUUCCAGAAUGACCGCCAGCGUUCGUCCUCGUCCAAGAGAAAUUCCAGGCGCGACCCCAACGCACAGUACCAAGCUCAGGAAAAAGCCUACGUCCAACGCAUUCGUGCCGAUCCCCAGGCAUGGUACAGCCACUUUGACGAAGCCCAGAACAUGAGCAUUGCGGUGGGAGAUUCGGAUUUGGAGGAGCCCUCCCCUUCUUCAGAAGUCCCCUUCGAAGAUGACGCCUACGAUCCGGAUAUCCAGCUGUUUCUCACCGACGACAACCAGCCCACCAUCGAGGAGCUCAAGAACCCGAAGAACCAGGAAAGACUCGAGUGGCAUUCCAUGCUGGCCUCGGUCCUAAAGGGAGACGUCGUCAAACAAGAAAAGCAGCGUCUUCUGGGUUCGGCAGAGUCGAAGAGGUCCGCCGCCCAGAAUAGCGCCAUAUGGCUGGGAGUGCGGGCCAAACAAUGUGGGCGGAGCAUUGCCCUGCAGAAAAAGCUCAUCGAGGAGGCCCGUGCUGGACUGGACCCCAUCAUCGAAGAGAUCAUCAAGUUUGAGAUAAAGGGGGAGACGGAGAUCGGCAAACCUCCCAUCAAGCAGGUCGAGGACAUAGUCGAACAGAUUGAAAGAUGCGAGGGCCUCUAUUCUACGUCUAAGGAGCUAGAGACGGCCCAUCCUCGUGUGGCCUCCGAGGAGUACCGCUCGAGCUGGGAGGCUGUCUUUGCAUGGCACAAUACCACCAUUCUCAUCAACACGGAGCUCGCCAUUCUGCAAAAAUGGGUCGGGAACCAGGAGCUCGACUUCAGCAAAGCUCGGAACAAGCCCGAAAACGUCGACCUGUCGGACGAUUCCUCCUUCCUCGACCGCAUCAUGAAAGAGGAUGGCCUGAAAACCUUGCAAGGAAAACACAACAUGCUGCAUGGUAUCGGCGAAGUGAUCCAAAAGGCAAAGAGCACUCUGAUUGAAAACGCCAACUCCUUUGCUAAACGCCAUCUCCCACCCUAUAUCGAAGAACUCCUCACCCUCAUCAACUUUCCUUCCCGUCUUAUCCAGGAGAUCAUCCGCGUACGAUUGUCGUAUGCGAAGAACAUGAGAGACCCGGCGCAACAGUCUCCCAUCCUGGUUGAUCAAAUGAUCUCUCAGUUCCAAAUCCUGAUGAGGGUCGCCGUUGAGAUCAAGCAACGCUACCUCGACAUUGCACGGCCUGAACCGGGCUGGGAUCUUCCGCCUUGCAUUGACGAGAAUUUCGAUUCCGUCGUCCUUGACGCUCUAAAGUAUUACUUCCGCCUUUUGAACUGGAAGUUGAAUGCAAACAAAAACACUUUCAAAGAAGCCGAAAUCCUGGAACAAGACUGGGAGUUCUCAAACCAUAUUGGUCGCCAGCUCGAAGGUGGAGAUAUCGAAGUGGCCGAGCAGUUUAGUGCUUUGACCGCGAAGUCACUUCAGCGUUUAAUGAUUCACUUCGAGCGAGAGCUGGGGACCCGUCCAAACGAAGAUCCCUUGGACAUGGAUAAACGAUACAAGAGCGUUCUUGAUUCAACGCGGAUUCGCCAACGGAAACUCUACCGAUUCUCGCGAUUUCUUCGACAAUUGUUUGAAAACGCAACCGAAUAUAAUAUUUCCGCCGAUAUCGCACACGAGUUCUUCGAGGCGCUGCUUAUUUCAGACCAUUUCCUAAUCAAGUCCAACGGCUCGGUUGGACAAAAAGGUGUUUAUCUUUUUGCUCACCAUGCCUUGUGGAAUCGUCCCGCAGACAUUCAGGCGAUUCUAGGCACGUCUUUCCGUGAAGAGGACGUUUCCAAAGACUCGCCUCAUGUGCCGUAUAUUCUGGCUGUACGCCCUGAGAAGCCUCUGUCUUGGGCUGGCAAGGAGAUGCAGGUGGGUGUGUUAGAGCAGCCUACCGAUCUACGACUCGGAAAGCUUCGCCUUGUUGUCGAGGGAACCACACAGCGACUGUCCAAUGCCCGGCAGGAGCUAGCGCAGCUGACUGGUAUCCAACUGGAUAUGGCGAUUGAACAACGUGCUAACCUCGGACGAGUCAAUAUGGAACUAAACAAGAUCAAGAAGACGUCAUUCAAACUAUCAAUGACCAUUAUGGAUAGCGUGGCAAUCAUUCGCAACCAGCUCAAAGUGAAAGGGGUCGAGAAUCACGAUCUCAUCCAAGCCUGCUACGCCUUUGCGACAGAAUUCGGGAAGCGCUCUUCGAAUGUCGACCCCAACCGUCGUGCAAUGAACAGUGCACGUCUGGUCGAAUUAUCUCUGGACUGGGUGUCGUUCGUCUGCGACGAUUGCGACGCAGCGGACCGCAAGACGUUCAAAUGGGCCGUCGCUGCGCUGGAAUUUGCAAUGGCCAUCACCUCGAGCCGACAUCUUCUGUCUAUGGAUGAUGCCCAGUUUGGCUGUUUGCGACAGAAGGUAGCCGGGUGUAUGGCGCUCCUUAUAUCCCACUUUGAUAUCAUGGGAGCACGGUCCUCCCGCGCAGCCCAGGCGGAAAAGCAGCGUCUCGAGGAGCGCGGAGGCCUCAGAAUGUUCGGUGCGGGCCGUAUCCUUACCGACGAAGAAGCAGAGAAGGCCGUCCGUGAUCAACGCAUGACCCAUCUGCAAGAAAUCGAAGCUAGCAGAGUCGAAGAGGAUGCAAAACGCCAAGCCUUAGGAAAGGUGCUGGAGGGCUCUAACGAGGCUGACCGAUCCCUGACGGUGCUGUCGUCCUCCGCGACGAACGUAACUCUCCGGUGGCAGCAAGGCCAGUUCAUUGGCGGCGGAACCUUUGGCUCUGUCUACGCCGCCAUCAACCUGGACAGCAAUUACCUGAUGGCGGUCAAGGAGAUCCGCCUGCAGGACCCGCAACUCAUCCCCAAGAUCGCCCAGCAGAUCCGCGACGAAAUGGGCGUCCUCGAGGUGCUGGACCACCCCAACAUCGUCUCGUACCACGGUAUUGAAGUCCACCGCGACAAGGUCUACAUUUUCAUGGAAUACUGCUCGGGCGGCUCGCUCGCCAGCCUGCUCGAGCACGGCCGCGUCGAAGACGAGACCGUCAUCAUGGUCUACGCGCUGCAGCUCCUCGAGGGCCUGGCCUACCUACACCAGGCCGGCAUCAUCCACCGCGACAUCAAACCAGAGAACAUCCUGCUCGACCACAACGGCAUCAUUAAAUACGUCGACUUUGGCGCCGCAAAGAUCAUCGCCCGCCAGGGUAAGACCGUGCUCCCCAUGGACGCCUUCACCAGCUCCGGCCACAAAGAGGCGCUCGUGCCCAAGGACGCCCAGCUCAACCACCAGCGCGGUAAGAACCAAAAGACCAUGACCGGCACCCCGAUGUACAUGUCCCCCGAGGUCAUCCGCGGCGACUCCAACAAGCUCGUCCACCGCCAAGGCUCCGUCGACAUCUGGUCGCUGGGCUGUGUCAUCCUGGAGAUGGCCACCGGCCGCCGCCCCUGGUCCGCCCUCGACAACGAAUGGGCCAUCAUGUACAACAUCGCCCAGGGCCACCAGCCGCAGCUGCCCACCCGCGACCAGCUCAGCGACCUGGGCAUUGACUUCCUCCGCCGCUGCUUCGAGUGCGAUCCGCUCAAGCGACCCACCGCCGCCGAGCUCCUCCAGCACGACUGGAUCGUCUCCAUCAGACAGCAGGUGGUUCUCGAGCCGGCCACCCCGAGCAGUGAACACAGCGGCAGCACGAGCAGCACCGCGAGUCGACAGAAUUCCUCAUAUGCCUGA
Messenger RNA from Aspergillus terreus NIH2624, 4083 nucleotides. RefSeq names its product putative MAP kinase kinase kinase SskB (gene sskB). Gene Ontology annotation, cellular component: cytoplasm. NCBI's taxonomy places the organism in Eukaryota, Fungi, Ascomycota, Eurotiomycetes, Eurotiales, Aspergillaceae. The transcript is spliced from 2 exons. Gene Ontology annotation, biological process: stress-activated MAPK cascade; protein phosphorylation. Gene Ontology annotation, molecular function: ATP binding; MAP kinase kinase kinase activity. The record is from RefSeq and is a predicted model, not a curated record. The coding region runs from base 1 to 4083 and encodes 1360 amino acids.